AUCGAUGGCGUCGCUGCUUGGCAUCAAGCGCGCACGCUUCUCCGAUGGCCCGGCGCCCGCGGCCGCGGCAGAGGCCGGCGCAGGCCUCUCGGCGGCGGCCACGACCAAGAGGCGGCGCAUCAAGGCACAGCUCCACAAUGGCCUGACGGCAUCUGGAGCCGUCCUUGCUGUGGUGCGUGCCCGCGUUGCGGUUUCGGCACAGGCCAGCGCCAAGGCUGGGCUCAUUGCUGGGAGGCGGGCGGUGUCGAUCGGGCACGUCACCGGGGGGCACGCGGCGUCGCUGGCAAAG
Messenger RNA from Prorocentrum cordatum, 289 nucleotides. The record is from the annotation of a GenBank genome assembly. NCBI's taxonomy places the organism in Eukaryota, Dinophyceae, Prorocentrales, Prorocentraceae.